AGCCCCGCCGCCGCCAUGGGCCGGGUCCGGCCGGGCGAGCGCGGGCCUCCCGGCCCCGGCCCCGGCCCCGGCCCCGCCGCUCCACCGCCCGCGCCCCGCCGCGCCCGCGCCCUGGCGCUGCUCGGGGCCCUGGUCGCCGCCGCCGCCGCCGUUGCCGCCGCCCGGGCCUAUGCCCGCCACGCCGAGGCCCAGGCGGCCGCACGGCAGGAGUCAGCACUGAAGUCCCUGGGGACAGAAGGCCUCUUUCUCUUUUCCUCCUUGGACACAGACCGGGAUUUGUACAUCAGCCCGGAGGAGUUCAAGCCCAUUGCUGAGAAGCUGACAGGCUCAGCUCCUGCUGCCAGCUAUGAGGAGGAGCUGACCCUUGACCCCAGCGAGGAGACGCUCACCAUAGAAGCCCGAUUCCAGCCUCUGAUCCCGGAGUCCAUGACCAAGAGCAAAGAUGGGUUCCUGGGGGUCUCCCGCCUGGCCCUGUCCGGCCUCCGCAACUGGACGACUGCGGCCUUGCCGAGCGCGGUGUUUGCUGCCCGACACUUCCGGCCUUUCCUUCCUCCUCGGGGCCAAGUGGAGCUGGGGGAGCCGUGGUGGAUCAUCCCCAGUGAGCUGAGCGUCUUCACCGGCUAUUUAUCCAACAACCGCUUCUACCCACCACCGCCCAAGGGCAAAGAGGCCCAGGCCUGCAGGUCCAGAGCGGAAACUCACCUAGGGGAUCAGGACCCAACAAGCCGGCACGGGUCUCCACUGCCCUCCCCUCAGGUCAUCAUCCACCGGCUCCUGAGCAUGUUCCACCCUCGGCCCUUCGUGAAAACCCGCUUUGCCCCUCAGGGGGCUGUCGCCUGCCUGACCGCCAUCAGCGACUUCUACUACACUGUCAUGUUCCGGAUCCAUGCCGAGUUCCAGCUCAGCGAGCCACCUGACUUCCCUUUCUGGUUCUCGCCGGGCCAGUUCACUGGCCACAUCAUCCUCUCCAAAGAUGCCACCCAUGUCCGAGACUUCCGGCUCUUCGUGCCCAACCACAGGUCUCUGAAUGUGGACAUGGAGUGGCUGUAUGGGGCCAGUGAGAACAGCAAUAUGGAGGUGGACAUUGGCUAUAUCCCCCAGAUGGAACUGGAGGCCGUGGGCCCAUCGGUGCCUUCUGUGAUCUUGGAUGAGGAUGGCAACAUGAUCGACAGCCGCCCACCCUCAGGGGAGCCCCUCCAGUUUGUCUUUGAGGAGAUCAAGUGGCAGCAGGAGCUGAGCUGGGAGGAGGCUGCCCGGCGCCUAGAAGUGGCCAUGUACCCCUUCAAGAAGGUCGCCUAUCUGCCAUUCACCGAGGCCUUCGACCAAGCCAAGGCCAAGAACAAGCUGGUGCACUCAAUUCUGCUGUGGGGGGCCCUGGAUGACCAGUCCUGCUGAGGUUCAGGGCGGACUCUCCGGGAGACUGUCCUGGAAAGUUCGCCCAUCCUCGCCCUCCUUAAUGAGAGCUUCAUCAGCACUUGGUCCCUGGUGAGGGAGUUGGAAGACAUGCAGAACAACCAGGAGAACCCGUCCCACAAGAAGCUCGCAGACUUGCACCUGGAGAAAUAUAGCUUCCCCGUGGAGAUGAUGAUCUGCCUGCCCAAUGGCACCGUGGUCCACCACAUCAAUGCCAACUACUUCUUGGACAUCACCUCCAUGAAGCCUGAGGAUAUUGAGAACAACGUCUUCAGCUUCUCGUCCACCUUUGAAGACCCGUCCACGGCCACCUACAUGCAGUUCCUGAAGGAAGGCCUUCGGCGCGGCCUGCCCCUCCUCCAGCCCUAGUGUGGCCUCAGACCAUGAGAGGCCAGGCUGGACGGGGUGGGGGGGAGCUGAGGCGAAGGCCUCCAACACUGAAGACAGGCCCCUCGGGCUCAGAGCCAGCGGUCUUGGCACAUUUCAAACUUCGGGCACCCCCACCCCGCCGCUCCCAGGCUGCCUGUGCGGUCGGAGGUCAGUGAAGGGUCAGACAAGGGGGUGCCUGGGGUGACCGGACGGAUGAACCUCUGACUCCAGCUGCCACCAUUAGCCCUUUACCACCCACGUGGUUCCAGAAGCUGCUCAGGACACCAGAAACGGGACCUCAGGUCAUCUCCCUGGACCUCACCCACUCAGGCACGAAGCCCAGGUCCUUGUGGGGUGAAGAUCCGGGAGGCGUGGUGCCAGGAAGACAGGGCACCCCUCUCUCCUUACAUUCACCGCCCCCCUCCCCCGAAAGAAACGUUAAGAAGGCCCGGACUGGGGGCUGGGGAGAGGUUGCCAGGGAAGCACUCUUGUUUGUCUGGAGCCUUCUUCCUGGCUGCCCUCCUAUGCCUGGUGUCCCCAGGGGAGUCCGUUUUAGCUGGAGACAGCCUUCUGGAGGCUCAGGGAAAAACCCUCCAGAAGAAGUCACUGUACCCCAGACCUCAGCUCUCCAGACCACUCAAUCCAACCUAAUGAUAGGGCCCCAACCCCUGAUUUGGGACUUGCUGGAAGCCAGCUGCUUGGGGAGGUUCACUGUGAAGUAGGCUUCUGCUCUUAGCAAGGGAGUCCACUGAGGAGUUUCCGAGGCCCAGGGCCAAGGCACCCCCACCUCCUACCCAGCAGGGGUCACAGUAGGACUACUGGAGCCAGCCCCCUGCCCCUCAGGCCCCAGCUCCACAGAAGUGUAGCUCAGCCAAAGAACACAGCCUCCCCCAGAGCUGUCAGGGCAGCCCAGACCCGCGUGCCCCCCCCCCCCCCACCGAAUGGCCGUUGACCUUGCUUGGCCUCUCUUAAGGCCUUGGUCUAUGUCCCAAGCCACUGACUACAGCCAGUCUUUUUUAUACCUGCAGAAAAGUGUUUUUACGUGAAGUUUCUCACAGUUUGUAGAUAUUUUUGAUAACCCCAACACUGAGGAGAAAGAAGGGGCGGUGUCUUCCCCCAGCAGCAGCCCCAUGAUGGCUGGGUCUGAAAUCCUAGAUGGGCCCAGCUUGAUGUCUUUGCAGCUGCACCUAUGGGAAGAAAUAUUCCUCUCUUCCUUUUCUUCCAGCUUUUUAAAAAAGAAAGUCACUGUACCCCCAACCCUAUCCUUGUCCUCCACUCAGGCCCAUGAGGGUCCCUGGGCUUUCAUUAAAGCCUUGGAGCCAAACCUCCCCAAACCCUGCCCCACAGGGGCUCACUCUUAAGCCUGGAAGAGGAAGGCAGACACUUGCUCGGACCACUCCUGGGCCUCCCAUAUGCUGAGUACCCCUGCCUGCCAUUGAAGGCAUACCGAGCCUUCUCUCUCGGGCACUCUGUUAACUUUACUUCUAUUUUCUCAUUUAAUCCUCACAACCUGUGAGGAGAUAUUAAUCGAUCCCACUUUGCAGAUGAAGAAACUGAGUCUCAGGGAAGUGAAGUGACUUGCCCAAGGUCACUGAGUGGUAGAGUUGAGAUUCAGCCUGUGUCUUGAUUUUGGUGUUUUGGUUUUGCACUGCACCCCCACCUCUCUCCCCUACCCAUUUUCACUGAGGUGAAAAAGUUCAAACCAAAAUGUCUCAGCCCCCUCUGAUCUCCAGACAAAAUGAGGCAUGAGCCAGCAAGCUCAGCCAAGUUCUUUGUGUCCUUUCUGGGAGGCAGUGCUUCUAUGCCCCUUAAAGGGAGGGAGGGCACCGAAGUCUGUCUCAGUGCUUCCUGGGGUGGGUGGUAGUAGCGAGUCCCAUGAGCCACCCAGUGUCAGCAGAGACUCCACCUCCCUACCCCACCCGGCAGGCUCUUCCCCUCCAUGAUGGUCCAGGAGGGCCCACCCCACACUGAGCAAUCCUUGUCCCUUGUAAGGCGCUGGUUGCUUGGGCUUUCUGAUCUUCAUCUCAUGCCUUUUCCUGACCGCCCCCCCCAACUGUGCCUUGAAGCUCAUGGUGGGGGAGGGCCCUAGCUGCCCUCUUGUCACCCCUCUGCCACUUCUCUCCCCUGUCCACAUGUCUUAUAAUAAAAUUGGAGAGACUA
This is a messenger RNA of Acinonyx jubatus (cheetah), 3942 nucleotides long. It is a transcript of the gene SELENON, whose product is annotated as selenoprotein N. Lineage: Eukaryota; Metazoa; Chordata; Mammalia; Carnivora; Felidae. The transcript has 12 exons. Gene Ontology annotation, biological process: skeletal muscle fiber development; calcium ion homeostasis. Gene Ontology annotation, molecular function: calcium ion binding. Gene Ontology annotation, cellular component: endoplasmic reticulum membrane. The record is from RefSeq and is a predicted model, not a curated record.